This is a messenger RNA of Drosophila busckii, 2667 nucleotides long. Its product is annotated as retinal homeobox protein Rx. The transcript is spliced from 6 exons. The record is from RefSeq and is a predicted model, not a curated record. The coding region runs from base 1 to 2589 and encodes 862 amino acids. Gene Ontology annotation, biological process: regulation of transcription by RNA polymerase II. Lineage: Eukaryota; Metazoa; Arthropoda; Insecta; Diptera; Drosophilidae. Gene Ontology annotation, molecular function: RNA polymerase II transcription regulatory region sequence-specific DNA binding; DNA-binding transcription factor activity, RNA polymerase II-specific.
AUGGAUAUUAAAGCCACAGCUGUUACACCACCCAUGCCAGCAGCUGUGGAUGCUGUUGCGCCCGCGUCGGCAACGUGCAACGUUAAUCUGGAGCAAUUGCAGCAUAAGCAGCAGGCAUUCCAACACAUCUUUGAGCAGCUGGUGCAACAAAGCGGCGGCAAUCACAAGCUGCCGCCCAAGCAGCUGGAGCAUUUGCGUCACUUGCUCAGCAAUGUGCGUGAUGGCAAGAAUUUGCAAUUGGUGCUUGAGAAGUUUAAGAAUCUGGAGCAAUUGCAGGAGCACUAUGUGCAGCUGGGCUGCAGCAAUAACAAUACUGUGAUUACAGAGGACAGCGACACAGCGCUCAAGGACAAUGCACGCAAAUUUGGCGCUGGCGGCCAAACGCUCACGCCACGUCACACCAUCGACGCUAUACUGGGACUCAAGAAUCGCAAUGGCCAGCCGCAAUCACAGCAGCAGCAGCAACUGCAAGCGGAUAACAGCGAUGGCGAUGGCGACGCUUGCCUGGCGGAUGAGGAUGCCACCGAUUUGCGCUGCAGCAUGUCGCUGACGCAGCUGCGCAGCAUGGAUAAUCACAUGGCCAGCAUGUUGCAGCAGCAUGCCAAGAAUGGCUUGCACUAUGGCCCACCCACGCCACCUGCUGCUGCCGCAGCGCCAGCGCAGUCGGCGCCACAGUCGCUGCAGCAACAUGCGGGCAGCUUUGGCUAUCACAAUGCCUUUGGCUUUGUUCAGAGUCAUGGACAGCAUGGACAUCAUGGACAUGGCUAUGCGCAGCAGGAGGACGUGGCAAGCAAUUACCUCAAUUCAAUGCAUCAAAUGGUUGAGGCCAAUCAAUUGCAACCGGUGGUGGCGCCACCGCCGCCGCCACCGCCUGGCGCCUAUGGCACGCAUCAGCAGCACUUGGCGGCGCUGGCUGCGCAUGCGCAGGAGCAGCAGCAGCACCACAAAUAUGUCAAGUCAUCACCGCCAACAGCAACAACUGCGAGCAGCUACUUUGUGCCGGAUGCAGCAGCAGCAACCACACAGCUGGGCGUGGCAGCGCCUUCAACAGCAGCAGCAGCAGCAGCACGUGACUUUGAUGAGCGCUCCUUGUCGUCCGGCAGCGAGCUGGAAGACGAUGAAGAUGAUGCCACAAAGCAGCAACAGCAGCAGCAGCACGACAACAACAUUGAUGUUACUACGCCGCCCACGCCGCGGCCGCUGAGCAAUGCCAGCAGCAUUGGCUGCAAGCGCAAAUCCUCAAGCGUCUACUGUGAUGAUAAUGAGCCCAAAUUAGCCAAUGGUCAGCAGCUUGGCAAUUACAGCAUAAGAGCGCGCAGUCUCGAUGAAGUGCAGCAGCAACAACAGCAGCAGCAGCAACAACAACAGCAGCAGCAGCAACACUUUCAGCACGACUAUCGCAACAGCAACAACAACAAUGCAAAUCCGAACAACAAUGCCACAGAACAUGUGGACAAUGAUAGUCUAGUCAAUGGCAGCUGCGCCUCCAGCGAGGAUCUCAAUCAAACCAACAACAGCGAGCAGGGCGAAAAAAUCACAUCCGGCAGCGAUGAUGAAGGCCAGGACGACAACUGUGCCAAGAAGAAGCAUCGCCGCAAUCGCACCACCUUUACCACCUAUCAGCUGCACGAGCUGGAGCGCGCAUUCGAAAAAUCGCAUUAUCCUGAUGUUUACUCACGUGAGGAGCUGGCCAUGAAGGUGAACCUGCCCGAAGUGCGUGUGCAGGUCUGGUUCCAGAAUCGUCGCGCCAAGUGGCGGCGCCAGGAGAAGUCCGAGAGCCUGCGCCUGGGCCUGACACACUUUACGCACCUGCCACAUCGACUUGGCUGCGGCGCUUCCGGUCUGCCCGUCGACCCUUGGCUAUCACCACCGCUGCUGAGUGCGUUGCCAGGUUUUCUGUCGCAUCCGCAGACCGUUUAUCCCAGCUAUCUGACGCCGCCGCUGAGCCUGGCCCCAGGCAAUCUGACUAUGAGCAGUCUGGCGGCCAUGGGACAUCAUCAUGGGCCACCGCAUAGCGGUCCGCUGCAGCCACCACCAACUGGACCACCGCCGCCGCCGCCGCCUCCACCGCCGCAUCCGCAUCAUCAUGCUGUGCCGCUGUCUCAUUUGUCGCCGCAUCUGUCACGCAUGUCGCCACAUGCAGCGUCGCCGCAUCAUCCCAAUGUGGCCAGUCUGCCGCCACUGCCACCCAAUAACAACAACAACAACAGCGGCAGCGCCAACGCCUGCUCCAACAACUCCUCCUCCGCCUCAUCACUGGAGUGCAGCGGUCCGGACGUCUGCAUGUCACCGCAAAACCUCAGCAUCUGCAAUGCCGACUCCAAUGGCGAUGCACGCGACUGCAGCGACGACGCCGAGGGCAACAGCAGCAACGGCGCUGGCGGCCUGGAGAAGUGCGCCAACGAGCUGCUCGACGUCGGCAGAGAGAGUCCGCCGCCACCCUGCACGCUGUCCAUAAAGCGCACGCCCGCCAAUACGCCACCGCAAGUUGGGAACGUGGACAUGCGCAGCAAUUCGAUCGCCACGCUGCGCAUCAAGGCCAAGGAGCAUCUGGAUAAUCUCAACAAGGGUCUCGUCUCCAUGGUCUAGACACUACGCACACACACACACACACACGCAAUCGCAUAACUGUUUAGUUUCUAACAAAAUAUAUUUAUGUGUGUAAUU